AUGGAAGAUCACCACAACACUUUAUUCAUUAAAGUCUACCUUUCGCAUGCCAAUCGUGUCAUCUCCGGCUAUGUCGCAGAGGAGAGAUUUGACAAAAUACGGCGAGCAAAGAUAGAAAUGCAGAUCCUAGCCGAGAUUGAGAAAUCAAUGUUCCCUAUGGCACUACGUAUUGCCUGGGUUUCUAUGGUCGUUCAUACCAACACGUUUGACAUAUACUGGCUUGGCCAGCAAGACCUACACAAGCUACCUAAAAGUGCCAUCAGACGUAUUGAGCCUGAUGUGUCUCUUGCCGACAAACUUAUAUCACCAUCGCCAUCGCCUUCUCAGUCGUCAUCUCGAGAACCCUCUCCUUUACAUUCCGGAGAGGAAUCUAUAGCAUUAUCCGAUUCGGAGACAUCUCCAGGGAGCGACGCAGCCAACCCAAAUCCCCAAGAUCCAGAAGCUCCUCCAACCACCCCAACGAAACCUACAACUUCUAAAAGGAGAGGGACUGGCACUGCGGCAAAGAAGCCGGCCGGCGUCCGCAAGACCCGUACUCCUCCAAAGAAAAAGCUAUUUCCAGCUACAGUGAAAGAAUUAGAAAAGUCAACCAACAUCACCCCGCCGGAGGAAGAGAAAACCGAUAGCAAAUCUGCCGUUAUAAACCAAGAAGUCCUUUAUUCUACUGAUAAAGCCACACCAUCUCCAUUAGAAACAGCAUUGAAAGCUUCCGAAAUCGCCGCUCCAGCUGGGGCUCUAAAGAACGGCCAGACCGCGAGCACAAGUGGCAGAGGCAGAAAGCAAAAGAACGCGGCGCACCAAACUGAAGCUUCCAAGGCACCGGCUGCUGCACCAGCGGGAUUGGGGAAGGGGAAAGGCAAGGGGGGGGGCAAACACCCUUAG
This is a messenger RNA of Blastomyces dermatitidis ER-3, 882 nucleotides long. RefSeq lists its product as uncharacterized. Bases 1 to 882 code for a protein of 293 amino acids. NCBI's taxonomy places the organism in Eukaryota, Fungi, Ascomycota, Eurotiomycetes, Onygenales, Ajellomycetaceae. The record is from RefSeq and is a predicted model, not a curated record. The transcript is spliced from 4 exons.